AUGGCUCGAAACCCUGCCGCGGGCAACACGCCGUCAGCAGUACCCCACGCGGAACUGAACGGGACGUACGCUGAGGCCCAGCGUCUUCUUGAACAGUUCCUUGAGCAGGGAGAUCUCCCGGCCGUACAGAAGUCGAUCGAGCUAUAUGAGACCCUUCUCCGAGUCUCAAACGAUCCGUUCAGGGUACAGCGAAACUCGUCCUCUCCUACUCUAGUUAACUCGGAAGGAGAGGUCGUCGUCAAAGCCUGCGAUCUACCUCCACGAAGACAUCACGUACUCAUCCAGUUGACUCGAGCCCUUGAGGAGCGGUACCUCCACACUGGCUCUCAAUGCGAUCUUGCUUCUGCUAUGGAACAUGGUCAACAGGCUUAUUUCUGCUGCAAAAGGGCAGGUUUGAUCUGCCCUGCGGUCUGGGUGCUCUACGCCAGCGUGCUUGACAGCCAUGCCCACGACGCCAGUGACUCUGAAGAUCGGAGAACUGCGCGAUCGCUAUGCCAGGCGGCCAUUCCUUUAUGUGUUCCAGGACAUCCGUUUACCGCGACCGCUCUUCGUAUCCUUUCAUGGAUUGAUCUUCGGUACCAUGAGGUUACGGGCGCGCCAGAGUACAUCCACGAGGCGAUAGAUCUCCAACGACGAGCGUUGGCCCAGAUGCCCGUAUCCCGGAACCAGGACAGGCAUCGACAUCUACGCUGGUUAGGUACCUACCUGCGUCAGCGCUAUGAAUCUCUAGGCGAUAAUCGAGAUCUGGACGAGGCGAUCUCGAUCCUCACGCAAGCGAUGGGGCUCUGCCCUCCCGCUCACGUUGAUAGGCCCAAGAUACUUCUCGCCAUGAUCGUAUGGCUCCGUCGCAAGUACGAGGUCUCCGGAGAUAACGAGGAUUUUGACCGGGCGCUGGAGAUAGGAAGGCUGGCGCUGGAACAAGACUUCGCUCGAGGUCACACCCGAACCUUUUUGCUCGCCUCCCUUGCCGGUUUACUCGGGUUCAAACAUUCAACCACUACGUCACCUGGCCAUAAUCUGGACACCUGCAUUGAUUUGAGUCGUGAAGUUCUGCAGGGGAUUCCGCCUCGUAACGAGUAUCGCUGGAGAUGCACGUACGGACUGGCCAUCGCUUUGCACACGAAAUUCAAGCGAGAUGGGGACGUGCGUGAUCUCGAGGAGGCCAUUGAACUGGGACGGCAGGUCAUCGAAGCCCUUCCCCAUAGCCAUCCUGAUUGGUUCGGCUCCGCUCGCUACUUGGCAGAGUCACUCGCCGAGCGUUUCAUGCAGGUACGAGACAUCAGGGAUCUCGAUGAAGCACUUGCUCUCAGUUAUGCUGCUAGGGCGGCAGUCCCGCCCUCGCAACUCUUGCAUGGCUCGGUUACCUCCCUGAGAGCCUUCCUUCUAACCAUGCGGUUCGAGUCGCUUGGUAUCGUAGGCGAUCUGGAGGAGGCUAUAGCGCUGGCCGAGAGCCUGUGCGCGAGCAGAGAGACCUUGCCCGCCUUUCGCAAAAUGCAGGCACUGACGUGCUUAUCAAAAGCACUCCUUUUACGAGGGCGACACCUUGGUGACCCCGCCGAGAUUGAUCGAGCCAUUAACGAGUUGGAGUCGGUCAAAGGCCAAUGCAGAAUAUUCCUGGUGGAAGUGGAUGUCGAACAGCUCCGGGUCCUCGCCGCCUGUCAUAUGGCCAGAUUCCGUCUGACUCGUGAUGACGACGACGCCGUACGGUCAUUGAAUCUGCUAGAGGAAUCACUACGUUUAGUACCUGCAGGUUGUCUCGAUCGUUACCAAUGCCUAAUCGGGGUUGCUGAGUUAUACAUCGAGGGUAACACUCCGUAUCGAAACGUUCCCACCGCGUUAACGCAUUUCUUGGAAGCCCUUAUGGAUGAUCGCAUGGACGUUCGGUCGAGGUUACAAAGCGCGGAGGGUUUUCUAGAUAUCGUGAGGACACACCACGAGGACGUAUACGCCGCUCCAUAUCCCGUACCGUCGCAGCUUCUCGAGAUAUACGUCAAGGUCAUCUCCCUUCUACCCCGCAUCGCCUUUUUCGGACUUGACCUGCGUUCUCGUUUGCAGUCUUUGACGAGCGGUCAGAACAUCGCUCUCUGCGGCGCAUCAUAUGCGCUCAAUCAGUCCCUUCCGGAGAAGGCGCUCGAAAUCCUCGAGCAAGGUCGAGCGAUUUUCUGGACACACGCUCUGCGCUUACGAUCUCCAUUCGACGACGUGCCAGAGAAUCUGCGCGUCCGGUUGUCGGCUCUCGCGCGGCAGCUGGAUAGAGUUGACGACUGUGGGCGGGAUGAGAUCUCCCAGGGCCGGGACUCGCACGCUCUGGAAAAACACGCCGCCCGUAGGAGACGGCAGAGCGAAGAGUUCGCUACCUUGCUGGCGCAAGUCCGCAGUCAUCCGGGUUUAGAACGGUUCAUGCUCCAUGAUGAAUUUCGAGCGCUAGCCAAGGCUGCGGAGAGAGGGCCGGUGGUCGUGCUCAUUUCCAGCGCCUUAUCUUGCCAUGCGGUCAUUAUUGAGCGGACAGGCGGUACGAAGAGCAUCCGCCUCGACGGUGUAGCAGACACUUGGAUCAACGAGUCAUGUGCCGUUUGGAGUGCUACAAUGGCCAAGGCGAGGUCCUCCGUGGUGAACCGCCUGAAGAUGGCGAAGUGCGGGACGGUUGCUAAAACGGUGGCCCACAACAUCCUGCGCAGUAUGUGGGUGAACAUUGUGCGGCCAGUAUUCGAUGCGCUGGAACUUAAGCCUGCCGCGGGGAGAAACCGGCCACGGUUAUGGUGGUGCCCGACGGGGAACCUCACCCAUCUUCCCAUUCAUGCCGCAGGCGCCGAUGGAGAAUGGUGCUCGGACUACGUGGUGUCUUCAUAUACGCCCACUCUUGGUGCUCUCGUGGCGGCCAGAGCCGCGUCCACCCCAGUGAAAAAGCGCGACGUUAAGGCACUUGUCGCUGCGGUUCCUCGGCCUGCCACAGGACAAUGGGAUGUCCUUCUUUCCACGGGAGAGGAGGUCAUGGCCGUCACAACUGCUCUGCAGAAGGGGACAGUGAUCGGGGUGAGCCCGAGUGCGGAGGCUGGCGUUCCCGAUGGCGCGAUCACCGCGGGGGCACUGCUGGACAGGCUGCCUUCGGCGACCAUACUGCACCUAGCGUGCCACGGUCAUCAGGACCCGCAGGACCCGCUCAAGAGCGGGUUCGUGCUGCACGACGAAACGCUCACUAUCGAAAGGCUGGUUCCGGUACCGCUUCCGUGCGCGUUCCUGGCGUUUCUGAGCGCUUGCGAGACCGCGAAGGGACAUCAGGCGAGUUCGAUCACAUGA
Molecule: messenger RNA, 3297 nt
Organism: Punctularia strigosozonata HHB-11173 SS5
Lineage: Eukaryota; Fungi; Basidiomycota; Agaricomycetes; Corticiales; Punctulariaceae
Exons: 3
Coding region: 1-3297 (1098 amino acids)
Molecular function (GO): protein binding
Source: RefSeq, a predicted model, not a curated record